AUGGAUGACUGGGAGAGAGAAACAGAGGCGAGCAGACGACAAUACGCCCACGUUCCCGGAAACCAAGAGGCAAUCUCCCACUGCUCAAGCCCGGUGGCCGCAUCUCCCCUCCCCAUUUCUCUCAGACCAGGGUCGAAUCCGGGGUACAAAAGGUCAAAGUGGGUUCGUCCCGGCCUCUGGCUGCGGGGUAAAAGGCACGAUCCUGAUGGGUGUGUGGAGGAACUGGAGCCUCCCUCACCUCUCGCCUCCCCUUCCCCGUGACCAGUGUCCAUGUGGAUGGCGAGGGGGAGGGGAAAGAGGCGUCGUGUCUCUGCACUACGAUUACUUUGUACUUCCUAGUGGGAAGAAAGUCGGGGAAAAGGGGACGGGAUCCACGGGUCAUGACCACUCAAAUGACAGGGAGGACGAUGGAUCAGUGAUGAAUCGAAAAGCAGAAUUGGCCAAAAACAUGGUCCUGGAUCCCCGUUCGGUCGAGCUUCGACUCGGUACUUUGCGCCGGAGCGACUUGGCGGCUAUGCGAUUGGCCCGCCUGCCGGCGCAAUACCCAUUUCGGCUCUAG
This is a messenger RNA of Colletotrichum destructivum, 559 nucleotides long. RefSeq lists its product as uncharacterized. The record is from RefSeq and is a predicted model, not a curated record. The transcript is spliced from 2 exons. NCBI's taxonomy places the organism in Eukaryota, Fungi, Ascomycota, Sordariomycetes, Glomerellales, Glomerellaceae. Bases 5 to 559 code for a protein of 184 amino acids.